UAAAAAGAAGGUUUAUGAUUGUAUAUAAAUGACUAUUGAUCUCUCGUUUCCAGAAGUGAAGUAUUCGUCUGAGUGUAAACAAGUCCGUGGUCGCAGAAAUGUCAGGGAAAGACAAAAUCAGUAUUUUCCCCUCUAGAGGGGCUCAGACUAUGAUGAAGGGUCGUCUGAGUGGAGCCCAGAAAGGCCACUCGCUGCUCAAAAAGAAGGCAGAGGCCCUCCAGAUGCGCUUCAGAAACAUCCUUGGUAAAAUCAUUGAAACAAAGACCCUGAUGGGAGAUGUAAUGAAAGACGCUGCAUUCUCCUUGGCUGAGGCGAAGUUUGCAUCUGGAGGCGACUUCAACCAGAGUGUGCUACAAAACGUGACCAAGGCUCGCAUCAAGAUCAGAAGCAAGAUGGACAAUGUCGCAGGUACCAACCUCCCGGUGUUUGAGAGUUUCGAGGAUGGAGUAGACCAGUACGAGCUUACAGGUCUCUCUCGAGGUGGCCAGCAGAUGGCCAAGCUCAAGAUCAACUACAAGAGAGCCAUUGAACUUCUUGUGGAUCUGGCAUCUCUGCAAGCUUCCUUCGUCACGCUUGACAAUGUUGUGAAGCUCACCAACCGUCGUGUGAACGCCAUUGAGCACGUCAUCAUUCCUCGUUAUGAACGUACCCUUGCCUACAUCAUCUCUGAGCUCGAUGAACUGGAGAGAGAGGAGUUCUACCGCCUCAAGAAGAUCCAGGAGAAGAAGAAACAGGCGAGAGACAGGGCAGAGAAAGAGAAAGCUGCUUUGAAGGCAGCAGGUCAACUAAAGGAGGCUGAGGGAAGAAACAUGAUUGUUGAUGAUAAUGACGAAGAUUUGCUCUUCUAGAUUCUGGAUUUUUUUUUUAUUGUCAUUAUGUCAUACGUGCCACCAUUGCACAAAGUGAAAAUUGAAGUAUGAUCAUAAAAAAAGAGAUUUUAUUAUGUAGAUAAUAUUGUGUUGUGAAGUUUUCUUUGGAGAUAAUCGACACUGAUAUCAUUGUUCCUUUGAUAUCAUAGGUUUUGGGUACCAAUGGUUUCAGCAGUGUAACAUUUUGUAACAUAUGAAAUAGAUUUAUGUAUUAUAUUUUUUUUCUUGAAAAAUAAGAAUUGAAAGGAAACUUCAUUUCCAAAUUUCAUAACAUACAUAGCUUUUGAAGAACUUGUUUUGAUUUUCAAUUGUGAAGGAAUUAGAAUUGGGUCUAUCAUCAUUGUGGAUUUAGAAAUUAAAAACCUUAUAGAGAAUAGCUUCCUAUUGGGGAUGUGCUUGUAAUAAUUUAUGUCUUCGUAUGCAUGAGUUGAAGUGCGAAAUGUGUUUCAAAAUAAAAAUAUGCUGGAGUAA
Penaeus chinensis is the source of this 1340-nucleotide messenger RNA. Its product is annotated as V-type proton ATPase subunit D-like. The record is from RefSeq and is a predicted model, not a curated record. The transcript has 5 exons. The coding region runs from base 99 to 848 and encodes 249 amino acids. Lineage: Eukaryota; Metazoa; Arthropoda; Malacostraca; Decapoda; Penaeidae. Gene Ontology annotation, cellular component: proton-transporting V-type ATPase complex. Gene Ontology annotation, molecular function: proton-transporting ATPase activity, rotational mechanism.